Messenger RNA from Xenopus tropicalis (tropical clawed frog), 539 nucleotides. It is a transcript of the gene cryga.5, whose product is annotated as crystallin gamma a gene 5. NCBI's taxonomy places the organism in Eukaryota, Metazoa, Chordata, Amphibia, Anura, Pipidae. The record is from RefSeq and is a predicted model, not a curated record. The transcript has 3 exons. The coding region runs from base 1 to 528 and encodes 175 amino acids.
AUGGGAAAGAUUAUUUUCUAUGAGGACAAGAACUUUCAAGGUCGCUCCUAUGAGUGUAGCUCCGAUUGCUCAGAACUAAACUCCUAUAUCAAUCGCUGCAACUCCAUCAGAGUGGAAAAUGGAAACUGGAUGCUGUAUGAAAAUUCUAACUACAGAGGAAACCAGUACUUUCUAAAAAGGGGAGAAUACUCUGAUUUUUCCCACUGGACUAGUCGCAGUGACUCCGUAAGAUCCUGUCAUGUUAUUCCACAACAUUAUGGAACAUUUAGAAUCAGAAUCUACGAGAAGGAAGAUUUUGGUGGUUCAGUGAUGGAAUUUACAGAGGAUUGCUCAAAUGUGCAAGACAAAUUCAGAUUCCAUUAUAUAAAUUCCUGCAAUGUUCUGGAAGGCCACUUGAUCUUUUAUGAUGAGCCUGACUACAGGGGGCGCCAGUACUACCUGAGACCUGGUGAAUACCGCAGAUACACUGAAUGGGGAGCUUCUAACUCCAGAACUGGGUCCUUUAGGCAUGUCCAAGAAUUUUACUAGAAUGAAAUUGA